GCCCCACCUACAUUUUUUCCCCCCUUUCCCCCCCACCAUUUUCCCCCACACCUACAAAAAAAAUAACAGUCCCCCAAAAAUCCUUAGACACACAUCAACCAAGUCAGCUUUUGAUGCUGAUUCCAAAUAUGACAUUGGUUUUGCAAAAAAUAAUACGUUGAUGGUGAAAACUGAAAAAUACAAGUGAAUUUUGUUGUUUUUUGCUAAAUGUUUCAAGAAAAUUAAUUUUCUCAGCAACGGAACAAUAUUUUUCAAAACCGAUACUAAAUUUUUUCCCACAAGUGUGAUAACUUAAAUAAAGAAAAAAAUCCAUAAUCGACAGUGCCAAUAAUGCCACCUACUUGUCACAUCAAGUUCAAAAUGAACUACUUCAUCUAAUGGCAAAUCAAGUUCGACGUAAAAUAGCUGACAAGAUUGCUGGUCAUUUUUAUUCACUGAUGGCCGAUGAAUCGAAAGAUAUCAGUGGAAAUGCACAAUUAUCAAUUACCAAAAUCAAUACGUAUUUUACUGCAUCGGGUGUAACCAAUACAACAACAAAACUUAAAAAAUGGUCAUACGUAAGGUGGGAUAGUAGAUGGUCGUCAAUAGAUGUCGUUAUCAAUAAUUAUCAAGCGAUUCUUAAAGCAUUAAACGAUUUAAUCGACGAUGGUGAUGCAAGGUCCGUCGAUGCUAAUGGUUUAUUGAUUGCUCUUAAAGAACCACUAUUCGUUGUUACAUUAUUUGUAAUACAUAAAAUACUUGGACGUGUUAAAAUUUUGUUCAGUCAGUUACAAGAGGAAUCACUGGAUUAUGGAAAAGCAAGACAAUUAAUUUCUUCAAUUAUCGAGCAAAUGAAAAGCUAUCGUGAUGAUAAUUCAUUUGAAUCGUUAUACAGUAAAGUUGUACAGUUUUGUAAAGAAAAUGACAUCGAUAUUAGUCAAAAACCAAGACAACGAUGA
Molecule: messenger RNA, 938 nt
Organism: Didymodactylos carnosus
Lineage: Eukaryota; Metazoa; Rotifera; Eurotatoria; Philodinida; Philodinidae
Source: the annotation of a GenBank genome assembly